This is a messenger RNA of Plasmodium falciparum 3D7, 3753 nucleotides long. It is a transcript of the gene GEP, whose product is annotated as putative gamete egress protein GEP. NCBI's taxonomy places the organism in Eukaryota, Apicomplexa, Aconoidasida, Haemosporida, Plasmodiidae. The record is from RefSeq and is a predicted model, not a curated record. Gene Ontology annotation, biological process: regulation of defense response to fungus.
AUGGAAAAAAAUAUUAAACUAAAAAUUAGUGACACUAAAUCACGUAUCCUGAACUUUUUAACAAAUAAAAAAACAAGCGUUCCUAAUGAAGAUGAAAAUAAUACAAACACAAUAAAUAAAACUAAAAAUAUAGAAAGCCCAAAUAAUAAUUCUUUGAAUAAUUCUGAAUCUAAUGUAAUAAAUAAAAAAAAUAAUGAAAAGGAUACAAUAAAAAAAAAGAAAAAAAGUGGAACAAUAUUAAAUUUAAAAAAUGAGCAACCACCACAAGCAUUGGAAAGCGAAGUGAAAAAGGGAAAAGUAGAGACUGAAAGUACGACUAAUCAGACAAUGGACACACAAAAUAAACAAGUUCAAAAUAAAAAUGAGGAAAAUAUUAAGAUAGACAAAAUACAAAACGAAAUAUCAUCAUCUGAAAAAGAGCAAAGACAAAAUAACAUUUCUGAUGUUGAAUAUAUAGAAAGCUUGAAAUGUGAGAUUGAAGAAAAUAUCCAAGAAGAUAACAUUCAAAAAUAUGAGAGCAAGCUAAACCCUAUAGCUCCCGAAUUUAAACCACAAAAUUCGUUAUACAUAUAUCAGAAAAUUCAACAACAUACAAAAAAGAAUUUGCUAUUGCUGAUAAAAUCCUUUGCUUAUAAAGGAAUAAAAUUAGAAAACAUAUCUGGGGAAUAUUGUAAGAAAUAUAAUGCAUUGCUAAAUUUGGGACAAGCUGGAUUUACAAAUAUAUAUGAUUUGUUGAAAAGUAUAGAUAGUUAUUUGAUAUUUGAAGAGAUAAAGGAUGAUAAUAAAAAGGAUCAUGAUGAUGAAAGGAGUUUAAGGAAGGACCAUAAUAAUGAUGAUGAAAGGAGUUUAAGGAAGGACCAUAAUAAUGAUGAUGAAAAGGGUGAUAAGAAGGACCAUGAUAAUGAUGAUGAAAAGGGUAACAGAAAAGACAAUAAUAAUGAGGAAGAAAAGGGUGAUAAGAAGGACCAUAAUAAUGAUGAUGAUAAAAAGGGUAACAUAAAAGACAAUAAUAAUGAGGAAGAAAAGAAAACAAAUGAUGAUAAUAAACAUUUGCAUUAUGAAAAAAAAUGUUUUCCAUGUUUUAUAAAUAAAAAUGAUAUAUCCGAAAAAAAUAUUAUCAUAAAAUAUAAAACUCCACCUAUGGAUGAAAAUAGAAAAUUUUUCAUAAAAAUAAUUUUAGGAACAUUAUCUGAGUGUACUAAUUAUAAUGCAAAAUUAUCUGAGGAAGAUACAAAUAUUAAUAAUAGUAUAUCCUUAACUAAAUUACCUCAAGAAGUCAAAAAAAUAUUCGGAGCUUCCUUUAAUUUGAAAUCAAUACAAAUUCGUUGUGGGAUAGAUAAAUUACAAACAUUUUUAGAAGAAAUACAAGAAAUACAAAUAUUUACUCUUCAAAAUGAUAUGAAAAUUAGAAUAACACCAGAAACAUAUAAUUAUAAAAUACCUCAACUAAAUUUUAUUAUGAAAUCAUUCACAAGUCAUGAACUCAAAAAUAAAUCUUCAUUCAAAUUAUUAUAUAACAAAAAAAAUUCUCAUUCUAUGCCUGUUCUCGAUAAACAAUUUUCUUUAAAUAAUAAUCAUAGUUCAGAACAUCUUUUUAAUAUGUAUAAAAAAAAUUCUUUUGAUAACUUCCAUUUUAUAAAAUCAUUAAGUUCCAAUGAAUUGAAAAAUAAUCCUUUUUCUUUUAAUAAAAAGAAAAUAACUUCUUCAAAUUUAUUUCCUCAAAAAAGUUGGAAGGGUAUAUUAUUUGGUGACAAAAAUAAACAUCAUACACAUAAUAAUGACCUUCAAAUAUUAAAUAAAUUAAAUUAUCCAUAUAAUAAAAAUUAUAACACAAUUUUCAAUAAUAACAAUAAUAAUUAUUAUUAUAAUAAUAAUCAAAAUAAUCCCAAUUUUAUUCCUCUCUCAAAGGAUGUGUUAAGUAGUUGUUCACUAAAUAAACUACAUUCUAAUAAUAAUGAUUACUCAAAUAAAAAUUACAACUCCAAAAUUUUAACAAAAAUGCAGUUACAUAUCCUUCUAUAUCAACUCAUAGUUAUCUUAUCAGAAAGACAGAAAAUAGAAUGGAAUGAAAUAAAUAAAAUAAAGGAUCAAAUAUUGAACUCAAAUAUCAAAUCGUGCGAUCUACAAGAUAAUGAAGAUCACGAUAUGGUUGGAAAAAGUGAUACAGGCACUCAUAAAAACCAAGGAGAUGAUCCAAAUCAAGAAGAAACCUUUGCAGAUAAUAAUGCAAGUAUUUUAAAAUCAAACAGCGAACUUUUACAUUUCAUAAACACUUCAGGGACACACGGUUCUUCGGAAUAUCAGCUUGAAAGCCAAGAAACACAUGAUACCACCAACUUAUUCAAAUCAGAAAAUUUAUCGAGUGAUAAAUAUACAAAAAAUUCAGAUUUCUUUAAUUCAUUCGAAAGAAAUAAUACUAAUGCUCAAUUUAUUGGAGUAUUCGUUUCUACUAUUAAAAGUGAAUGGAAUAAAACCUAUGCUGAACAAUACCCAUUAAGCUUUUAUCUCAAUUAUUAUAAAACCAAAAAAUUGAGAAAAUUAUUAGAAGAAAUUCCAAAUUUAAUUAUAGCAGGAUAUGGAAGAAUCAUGCAAGUUUUCACUUUAGAUGCUGCACAAGAUUAUUAUGAUAAUUUAUUUACAGACAAUAAACAAGAAAACUUUAAAACUUUUUCAAAAUCGAAAUUUACCACUCUUAGUAAUUCUCCUUAUUUCAAAGAUAUAACAUAUGAAGAUGUUGCGAAGGCUUGUGCUGAGGGCGAAAGUGUUAAUGUGCUGGACAUUUUGGGAGGAGAUAAUACGAAUGUUGGCAAAUUGAAUAGCAAUAAAUAUUAUGACAACUUCAUUUAUGGUUUGAAUAAAAAUGAUGAUUUUUACAACGCUGAUAAAUAUGAAGAGUUAAGGAAGAAUUAUAAUUAUAAUUAUAAUUAUGAGGAUAUAGAUAUGGAUAUAGAAAUGCAAAUGAAAAAUUCUUAUUGUUAUCCAAAUGAGAAUGUAGAAAUAUUAAGAUACCAUUUACAUAAGCUUUUAUACAAUUUAGUGAUACAUGUGUGUAAAAAGCAGAAUACAUUAUUUUUAAAAUAUAAGGCUAAUGGUGUGAUAUUAAGUGAGUAUGAGAUGAAUAAGCAAUUAUGUGGUCCUGUGUAUUAUUCUAGUGAUUUGACGUAUGAAGAUUUUAUUACAUCAAGGAAAAUAAAUUUUUUUGAAAAACAGCAGAUAAAAAAUAGUGUAUAUCUUUUAUCCCAACAUGGAAUAUAUGGAAUUAAAUUUAUACACUUAACAAAUGAAUGGUUUAAAUUGUAUAAAUGUGAGUUACGUCCUCUCAUGAAAAUAUGUCAUUAUCCAAAAAUUGGUCAGAUGAUUUGUAAUAUGCCUAAUGUAUAUGUAGUGGGAGAUGGAUUUGAUAUGAAAUAUAUACCCAAUACGGAAAUGGAUAAUGAAGUAAAUGACUUUAACGAUGUUCUAUCAAGGAAAAUCAAUAAAAUGUCUUCUGAAAAUUUAUCUUAUAAUAACAAAAUGAACUAUAAUAGGAUAUCACAAGAUAUACCAACUAAAAUAACAAAUAAAAAUAUGGCCUAUGAAAGUAUCAUGGGGUUACUAUUUCCAAAUAUACGUUCUCACAAAAGUUGUAAUGUGAAUGCAUACUAUAAAGAUCAUAAUGAUUACAGAAAGAAUAAAACAAUCAUUCCAGAAUUUUCAAAUGCCUAUUCAUUUAAAAAUGAUAUAAGAAUAAAUAAUUUAUUUAAAAAUCUGUAG